AUGGCAAGGUGGCAAAUAAUGCUUUCAGAAUUUGACAUAGUCUAUGUGAGUCAAAAGGCUAUAAAAGGAAGCGCGAUAGCAGAAUUUCUAGUUAGCAGGGCCUUUGAAGAUUAUGAGCCGUUGAGCUUUGAUUUCCUUAAUGAGGAGUUGAUGUAUGUGGUAGUCAUUGAGGAAUAUCCUUGGAAGCUAAAUUUUGACGGCGCAUCUAACGUAGUAGGAAAUGGAAUUGGGGCAGUCUUGGUAUCCCCAAAUGCCAAAGAGCGGAAAAUCAGAACCUUGGAAGUAUAUGGAGACUCUGCAUUGGUAAUAUACCAGCUUAGGGGUGAAUGGGAGACAAUGGACCCUAAAUUGAUUAAUUAUCGAAAUGUAGUCUUGGAGUUACUUGAGGAGUUUGAUAAAAUCACCUUCAAUUAUCUUCCACGGGACAAAAAUCAGAUGGCAAAAGCUUUGGCAACAUUGGCUUCUAUGAUUAAAGCAAAUAAACAAGAGGAUGUGAGACCAAUUCAGAUGAGCAUUUCUGAGGUUCCGGCUCAUUGCUGUAGCAUUGAAGAAGAGGAAAGGAUGACCAUCCUUGGUAUCAAGAUAUACUACGGUAUGUGA
Gossypium arboreum is the source of this 600-nucleotide messenger RNA. RefSeq lists its product as uncharacterized. The transcript has 2 exons. Bases 1 to 600 code for a protein of 199 amino acids. Lineage: Eukaryota; Viridiplantae; Streptophyta; Magnoliopsida; Malvales; Malvaceae. The record is from RefSeq and is a predicted model, not a curated record. Gene Ontology annotation, molecular function: nucleic acid binding; RNA-DNA hybrid ribonuclease activity.